GGAAGUAACACGCUUGCGCUGACAGCAGAGGAAGGAGGGAGGGAGGAGCAAGCCACAGGCCGGAGGAGGAGGAGGAUGGCAGCAGCUCUGCCGCCACUGCUGGUCACCUUGGUUUGGGUUGGAGUCCUGCUCCUCCCAACAGCGACCCAUGGCGCGGCCGUUGCGCAGCCCCGGACCCUGCCCUUCUCUUGGAACCUUGGGCAAAUUGCAAGGGCCCUGCAUUUGGACUGGCCACCAGGUUCCCUCAAGGCAGCCCUGCUAGCCCAGGCCCUAGAGCAGCUUCUCAAGGCAGAGGCUGGGUGGCAGGAAUGGGAACGGGAGACCAAGGCUGAAGCUGCUGCCCUGGCCCAGCUCCUCUUGCGCCUGUGGGGCUUCACGCAUCUUGAGCCUGAGGUCAACAUGGAGGAGGCAGUGGCACUUGGUCCCAAGGCUCAGGCCAAGGAUGAGGCAGCAGAUUCCAAGCAGGCACUAUUCAGAUUCCUGAUGAGCCGGCUGUUGGCCAAGACAUCAGAGACUCGAAUCACUCCCACCUCGGUCUGGGGGGAACCAUGGCCCCUGCAGCAUCGUCGUUUGCGCCGAGACCUGGGCUCAGGUCCUGCUUCUGUGUCACAGGGGACCGCACUACUCCGUUUGAACCACCUGCAGGCCUCAGGAGCCAAGGGCAAGGUCCAGCGGAGAGUACCACUUGCUACCACACACUACUGGCCAGAGUGACAGGGUCUCCAACCACCUAAGUCCCCUUGCUUCCUGUCUCUCCCCUCCACCAUGCAUGUUUAUCCCUACCUCAGCACCCAAGCUUAAUAAAAAAGCCUCCUUUCUGCCCCUACAA
Trichosurus vulpecula (common brushtail) is the source of this 829-nucleotide messenger RNA. RefSeq lists its product as uncharacterized. The record is from RefSeq and is a predicted model, not a curated record. NCBI's taxonomy places the organism in Eukaryota, Metazoa, Chordata, Mammalia, Diprotodontia, Phalangeridae. The coding region runs from base 76 to 714 and encodes 212 amino acids. Gene Ontology annotation, molecular function: endopeptidase inhibitor activity. Gene Ontology annotation, biological process: negative regulation of endopeptidase activity. The transcript is spliced from 3 exons.